GAUCGAGUGGAGCUGGAAGUGAUCCAGUUAAACGCUGUACGAAUUCACGUCCCCUCCGCGAGGCUGAUCGCAGGCACUGAGAUGCCCGUCUUCGUGGUGGGGCUGAACAACAUGCUGACUCCCUUUUCCUUCAGCAACGCCAACCCAGAGCUGAGUUUCCAGUGGUCAGUGAGCAAAAGAGACGUCCUGGAGCUGCUUCCUCGGCACAGGGAGGUCUCCAUUCAGCUCCCAGCGCAGAACAACGUCGCUAUGGUCGUGCGCACGAGGGCGGCAGGCAGAACAGGCAUCAGGGUGAAGGUGCAGUGCCUGAACGCGUCUGCUGGGCAGUUUGAAGGCAACGUGGCUGAGCUGUCAGACGAAGUGCAGGUCCUGGUGUUUGAAAAGCUGUCUGUAUUGCCUCCCUUGUUUUCCACUGAGCAAAUUUUAAUGUCCACGGAUUCUCAACUCGAGCUGUACACAAACAGGGAAGGGGCUGCGUCUGUCAGCUUCCAGAUCCUGCAGUGUUACCCCAACUCCUCGGUCCUCGAGGGACGCGAGCAAGGGCUCCUGAGGGCCGGGCCCAUCCCAGGCAUUGCUGCGCUGGAGGUGACUUCCCUGGAGCUCUUUGGAGUCAAUCAGACGAUCGUAACCAGCAUCCAGGUCGCCCCCAUUUCCUACAUCAAGAUAAACGUUGGUCCCCAAAUCCGUACCGGCAGCGGCGUUCCCUUGGCCGCCUUCCCCCUGGGAACGUCUUUGCUCAUUGCAGUGGAGUUCUACAACAGCAUCGGGGAGAAGUUUCACGCCCAGCACGCCCAGCUGCAGCUGGCUGUGAACAG
Lagopus leucura (white-tailed ptarmigan) is the source of this 815-nucleotide messenger RNA. RefSeq names its product nuclear pore membrane glycoprotein 210-like. The record is from RefSeq and is a predicted model, not a curated record. The transcript is spliced from 6 exons. Gene Ontology annotation, cellular component: nuclear pore. Lineage: Eukaryota; Metazoa; Chordata; Aves; Galliformes; Phasianidae. The annotation marks the transcript as partial.